GGAGAUUCUGAUGAUGCAACCGAUGGUGGUGCAGCAAGCGCGGCGCUCGCUGUGGCGAAUGGCUCGCUGGUCAUCUCAGUCGCCCCCGCGGAUACUGGCGCAUAACCUUUCGACACAAGCGCCCAGUGCAUCUACUCACGCAGUCAGCUUCAACAACGAGGAUAGCGCCACUCCCACCGAGUCCCUGGACAAGCCCCAGAGCCGUAAGACUACGACUAGUACCAAGAGUUUCAACCUCAUGAGUACGCACUCGCCGGGGACUCGAGACGCAGCGCAGAGCAACGGACCCAGCUCUGCGAUCUGGAAGCAGUCGCCCAAGAAGAACCGAUACCGCCGGAAGAAGGGCAAGGGCAACAAGUGGUGGGCAGAUAUGGAUCGUGUGUCCUUCCGCGUGCUGCUGACUGAGGGAAUGAGCUCUAACAAGGUCUCGGCGAUGCUGCGCAAGUAUAUGGAUGAGUUCCCGAUCCUGAACAACAAUUGGACGGACCAAGAGCUGGUCAUGAUCGUCUGCACGCUCAUCAAGAUGAAUCGCAGCAAAAUGGCGCUCGAUGUGCUGCGUAACCAGAUUAAGGUGCCCAACCGCGACCGUCUCAACCGCGUUGCAGCAGCGAGUGCCAGAAUGGGUAAUCCACAGGUGGCUCUGGGGGUGCUGGAGAUCGCCAAGCACUUCAACUUAGCACCAGACGUGAUUACUUUCACUAGUGCCAUCCACGCCUGCGCUCGCGGCGGCAAGUACGAUGCCCCCAUGGCUCUGACGUUGCUGAACGAGAUGAUAUCCUCUAACGUACAGCCUAAUGCACGCACGUACGGCGCAAUGAUCCUGGCGUAUGCGCGAAUGGAACGCUGGGAGGAGAUCGUGGAGCUUGUGAACUCUAUUCCAUACAUGGACGACGCACACAAGACUGAGGUGUUCACGUGUGCAAUUAUCUCAUGUUCGCGCAAUCGCCAGCAUCACUAUGCUUCCAGACUCUUCAAGUUGUUACUAGAAGACGGAGUUUAUCCGGGUGAUAACGUCUGCAACGCCGCUCUUAGCUCCUGCGCACGGACUUCGGACGUGACACAACUUCGCCGCAUCUUCAAAGUGGUGGAGAAUCACGCUGUACCCUCGACGUACUCGUACAACUGCAUGAUCUCGGCCUAUGGCAAUACUCGCAACAUGGAGAAGGCGCUUGAAGUCUUCGAAGACAUGCGGAGUCAAGCUACAAUUUCCCCAGAUAUCGUCACUUACAACUCGCUGCUACUUGCUGCAGUACGCUCACGGAGACUGGACAUGUUUCCUUUUAUUUUGUCACUGAUGAGCGAAGCUGGUAUCAAGUGGGAUUCUAUCACGCUCAACGUUCUAUUGGAGGGCUGCGCUUUGAACGGCGAUGUGGUACUGGCCCAGCACUACUGGUCACAAGCGACUCAAGGCAAGGAUGCGUUUUCAGUGGAUGAGCAACAUGUUUCCCUGGAUCGCUGGCACUUUGAGGUGCUUAUGUCUGUGUACUACAAUGCGAAGGAUUAUAAGGCCAUCGUGGAUUUGUGGCGGAAGAACAGGAACUGCCGACGCCGAGCAAAAAGCUCCAAGUCUCUCAACUUCCUGAUUCGUGCGUGUGAAGGUCUAAAGGAUGACAAGACGGCAGUGGCGAUCCUGGCUGAGUUCGCUGAUCGUGGCCAACCUCUUUCAUCCGUUACGCACCACCACAUGCUUGAAGUCUUCCUAGCUGCUGACAAGUACGCGGCGGCGUCGGCUUAUCUGCACAAGAUGAUGGAGACGGACGGCUUAGUGUCCACCUUCGCAUUCACUGCGUUCAUAAAGUAUCUGGCCAAGAACAAACGCCACUCGGAUGUGCUGGCGAUGUUUAAUCUGUACCUGGAAACUCGCGAGUCUAAAGGGCAGAACUCGUUGCUGGAAUACCCAAAUGAUGCUGUCUACGUGCUGGCGAUGCGCUCGGCCGUGGAGCUUGAGGAUCACGAGACUGUGCUUGCGAUCUACAGUAGUUUGCCGACCAAUAUGUCGAUGGCUGUUCAUACACAACUGCUCGUGUUGGCUGUGUCGUCGUGCGAGCGUGAGGGGGACUGGCGUGCUGCUGUGACGAUGUAUGAUGAGAUGACUGGGAGACUGGAUGAAGACACGAAUGUGGAAAUGUACAAGCACAUUGUCAAGAUUGUCGCCAGUGCUGGAGAGUUUGAUCGUGCCCUCGACGUGGGUGGUGGUCAGUGGUACCGACAGAAUAGACCCGACCAAGGCUGGGGACUGUAAGUCGAAGUGUCAGACGCAAGUGUCGUGCAAGUUUUGUAUCCUGUUACUCCUCGGGUACUCCAAAAACUGGCCAGCAUCCGAGUAGUAUGAGAUGACGGCACGUAAUAAUGCGAACUCGUUCACUAGAAGCUAACUGUAUUUGGGUGAAAAUCUACUCCAUCCAUUUGAUAGAGCCCACCAACAGAUUGCGCGAAGGCAGCGGACCCGGUGACGGCACAAGCAGCACCAGCUUUUGUUCGGCCACUCGAACCUCCUUACUGAACAACAAAACAAGUGCAAAAAAAUGUAAGGAAAGUCUUAUCAAUGCAAUCAUAUCACUGGCACACACGUACAUGAACACGAAGCCUGCUGCAGGGGCUCCUAGGAGCCACGAGAGGUCUGCUGACGAGAAGGAGGAAGCGUCUUGGCCGUGUCGCGGGUGUGCAACAGCCGCCAACGAGUGCCCAAGGUCAGCCGUUUUCUCCACGGACACCACGCGCAGGCGGUCGGUCUGCGUCUCCACUUGACCCACUGGAAGCAUCACGUCCGACACCUUCAUGUCUGUGCACGGUAGCAUUAAAUACGUCAGUAGUAGCCCACUCAAAUCUUAAACAUACCACCGCGUACCUUUAAUCGCGAAGAAUGAAACGUCAUCGAACGAGAACUCAUUGAUACAGGGCGACAGCGUGGGGAUUGCUAGACUCAGCGAGUGAGCACCGUAAAAGUAUUCGCGAAUGCAGCUGAUACGCGCCGCCGAGCGCAUUUUGCUGUUUAGCGGGACCACUCCACCCGACCGCGACAGCUUGACGAUGGACCUAUCCACGCCAUUCGCGUUCGCACCCGUCAGCGCGCUUUGUAGGCGGCUGUAGAGUCUAUCCUGACCGAUGACCAGCACAACGUCGACGUCGAAGUCC
Phytophthora nicotianae INRA-310 is the source of this 3135-nucleotide messenger RNA. RefSeq lists its product as hypothetical. Gene Ontology annotation, molecular function: protein binding. The coding region runs from base 11 to 2242 and encodes 743 amino acids. Lineage: Eukaryota; Oomycota; Peronosporomycetes; Peronosporales; Peronosporaceae. The transcript has a single exon. The record is from RefSeq and is a predicted model, not a curated record.